CUUUUUGCAAACACGCAGGCUGCGCAUCCUUGCGGGCAGUAAUUGGGCAGCGGAGAUCUACAGCAGAUGAGGGCAUUUCAUGUCCAGCCUGCCCAGGAAUCACUGUGACCCCGACGGAAAGGAGUUCGACUUGACAGGAUGGGGGGAGUAAGUGAAGGAGAUGAUGUGUUGGCUCGAUGGAGUGAUGGACUACUGUACCUCGGCAAUGUGAAAAGAGUAGAUGGAGUCAAGCAAUGUUGCCUGGUGAGAUUUGAGGACAACUCAGAGUUCUGGGUACUGAGAAAGGACAUUCAUUCGUUUGCUGCUGGAGUGGAAGAAGUUUGCUGUAUUUGUGACGCUCCGCCUCUUAAAGAACCCCUCAUAAAUUGUCUUAAAUGCCGCCACGGUUAUCAUCCAGAGUGCCACACGCCAACCAUCGAACCGGAAGCUGACAGCGAUUCGUGGAUAUGUCGGCAAUGUGUCUUUGCAGUCUCAACCAAGAGAGGUGGGGCCCUCAAACGGGGACGCUUUGCUCGGCUCAUGCAAUUUAUGAAACUCCGACUCCCGUACCAGCUGUCGUCUUUAGACUGGGACCCGCAGCAUCUGACCAAUCAGCAACAGUGUUACUGCUACUGUGCCGGACCUGGAGAGUGGAACCUGAAGAUGCUACAGUGUGGAAGCUGUGGUCAGUGGUUCCACGAGGCCUGCACACAGUGUCUAACCAAGCCAUUACUGUAUGGAGACAGGUUUUAUCAGUUCCAGUGCUCAGUAUGUACAAAGGGACCAGAGACCAUCCAAAGACUACCCAUGACCUGGGUGGAUUUGGCUCAUUUAGUGCUCUACCAUCUCUCGCUGUGCUGCAAGAGGAAAUACUUUGAUUUUGACCAUGAAAUCCUGUCCUUUACCAAUGAGAAUUGGGAGUCAUUGCUGCUAGGCGUGCUCUCUGACACGCCAAGGCAAGACCGCUGUCACAAUCUCCUCAAUGCUCUGAACUCCCACAAGGACAGGUUUGUCUCUGGAAAGGAGAUCAAGAAGAAGAAGUGUCUUUUUGGGCUUCAGGUCCGAGCCCCACCUCCGCUGACGUCUGAUUCGUCACCCCUCAUCACCGACCCACCUAUCAACAUCACGCACCGGAGAAGGUCAGACCCGCUGUCACUACCCUGCCAGAGGAGAGUGGGGGGGCCAGAGUCGCGUAAAUCAAAGCGUCGCAUCAUGGAGACACAGGCUUGUCCACCCUCAGUUGCUGCCAACCCCAUUGAGUUACUGCCAUGUUGCCAUGGCUACAUGGGAGGGGCCAGCCUUUAUAACUCCAGGAAGUCAGAGGAGGAGCUUAGUUUGAGCUCUCCUCCCAAGCGGAUGUAUGCCCUGUACCACACCACGUACAAUGGAAAUACUGCGCUCUCCAGGAGUCUCCAUCACUACAACAGUGCGGAGGACACCUGCAGAGUACCACCACCUUGUUUCCCAUACCCCCUCAACUCCAAUGGCAGCAAUCACCACCACCAGCACCAUCACAGCCACCAACACAACCACCAACACAACCACCAACACAACCACCAACACAACCACCAACAUAACCACCAACACAACCACCAACACAACCACCAACAUAACCACCAAUACCAACACCCGCUGGGGCAGAAGCAGCUGGAGCCCCUCAUCCUACGUGAUCUGUCCCCUUACCACGCCGGCAUGGGCGGAGGCGGUGGAAUAGGUGGAGGAGGCGGAGGGGGGGGAGGUGGAGGUGGAGGAGGAGGGGUAGUAGUCGGAGGGGGGGACGGGACAGUGGCCAGGAGCUGGGGAGGAGGGGAGGCAGUGAGGAUCUUGGCGAGACGCGUCACGCCAGAUGGGAAGGUGCAGUACCUUGUGGAGUGGGAAAACGUGAGUUUGUACUGACACGUAGAGGGUAAACACGAGACGCAAUGACUGUUUUGCAGUUGCCACAGGAAUACUGUGUAUGUAAUAUGUGGCGAUGUUUAAAGUACAAACAAAACAAAAAGAAAAAAAUCCCUACACGUUGCAAAUCCAGGUUGCUCUCAGAGUAUCACCUCUAUUCUACAUCACUAUAGCUCACUACUCGUUACUAAAUGUCCCUCUUUGCUAGUGUUUCUCUGAUAUUUGUACUGUUAACUUUGGAAUAUGCCUUUGCAUUUAUCAUGUUUUACAGUGAUGAGGGAAGAUAUUUAAACCUCUUGUUGAUUUGUAAAUCUUCAUCAUCACAUCAAGAAGAACAUGUCUUUAAUUGUGUUCAUAUCUUAUAGUACUGUAGAAAAGCUACACCACAAGAAAUUUAGAAAAGAAAGAUUACUGCUUUUUCAUUUCCUGAGUAAUAGGGAAACAAUAAGUGAGCAAAAUUUAAAGACAAGAUACUUAUGAUAUGUACUUUUACUUUCCAUAACUCAAACAGUGAGCUUUCACUGGUUGUCGUUUAGACAAUAAAAAGAAUAGUUUGACAUUGUGGGAAAUGCGCUUACUCACUUUUUGCCAAGGGUUAGAUGUGAAAAUUGAUAACUGUUUCAUAUCUUAAUGGUAAAUAUGAAGAUAGAGCCAGUAGAUGGUUAGCUUAGCAUAGAGACUGGAAGCAGGGGAAAACAGCAACCCUGGCUUUGAGCAAAGAUAAAAAACUGCCUUCCAGCAACUCUCACUAGAGACUACUAAAGCUCACUAGUUUACAGUGGUUGGUUUUGUGGUUAUGUGAUAAACAAGAUUAUAGGAAGUCACUGUGGCCAGCCAAGAAACAGUCCUAGCUAUUUCCCCUUGCUUUUAGUCUUCAUGCUAAGCUAAGCUAAGCUAACCGUCUUCUGGCUAUAUUUUCAUAUCUACUGGGCAGACAUGAAAAUGGUAUCAAUCUUACUGUCCAACCAUUUCUUUGAAAAACAAACAAACAAACAGUAUAAGUCAACAAUAGAUGCAGAGAGGUCAAGGUUAAAAACUACCAAACUUUUUAUGUUUCUUAGAUACUUUUCUAUUUUAAUUACUGUAUUUUAAUGUGUAGUUAGACCUCACUUUGCAUUGAAUUAAAAUAGUUUAAAUGCUGUUGAAACAAUUACUAUUGGUAGCAGGGGUAUGAAAAAUCAUUUACUUUUCAAAGCAAAUUUAGCACAAUUAUAGUCUAAAUGGACUGACUCAAAUCACCAAAUCACUGCUUACUGGGUAAAUAAAGAGAACAUUUUAAAUGCAACUCAUUCGUUAUUUUUAAAAAUACCAAAAUAACAUAAUAUAUAAAAGAGUAACUUUUCCCAAGUGAUGAGGAACAUAAACAGCCAGUAGCCAACACCACACUUCCAUGCAUCAGCAUUCACUUUUACAACUGCUCAUUUAUCAGCUGAUGGUUAAUGUUCACAUGGAGUUCAGUGAGAAAAUUAGCCCAGAAAUUAACAGUGAUGAACGGUCCAUCAUCAGAGGCAUCCUGACAGCUGGGUGGUGGCUACUGGCUGCACAUGAAGAAGCAGUAACCUUUUAUUGGCCAGGAAGAGACGGAGAAGUAUAGCCAGUCUUAAUACAGUAUUUUUGGCCACACAGAUGGUAGUUUAAUGCCUUGCUUAGGGACAAUUUUACAGUAGCGGGUGAGGGAUUCCACCUAGUUUCUCCCAGCCCUUUCAUCUGCUCAGACGCCAACUUGUCUGACUUUGGCUUCAUAAACAACAAAUUCUCCAGAGGUUUUCAUAGUUUUUCUCAUCGCAGUAUGUUAAUAUGAGAUUGUAUACAUGUUAUUACGGGGUUACUUAUUUGUUAUGUUAGUUUGUCAUAAUUUACAUUUAGACUACUAUGUGUAUUAGAAAUAGGAGCCACAAGAGGGCUUUUGUUUUAUAGAUAGAAUUAUAUAUUCACAAUAUAUUGCUAUGACUGAAUAACGUUUUUUGUUUUUUUUGACGUGGUUGCAUAGUGCCUAUAUUGGUUAUGUACCUGCUGAUUGAUCUGCUUAUUUGAGUCGACCAAUCAGAUGACAGAUAGAUGAACGAGGCCAUAUUGCUACAAAAUAAGAGGAUGGCUCUUUAUGGGCACAUGGGUAAACAAGGACCAGUUAUAAUGUUGAGUAGAGUUUUUUUUUUUAAAUCAGAACAGAACUGUGAUGUUACUGUACAUUCCAAACAAACAUCAAAAAAGAAAUUUAUAUGUUAUUGAAAUGUUUGUUUGAAGUCACCAGAAUGGAAGAUAUUUUGAAAGAAUGCAUUUUUUUGCUUUUGAUGAGUGUUAAAUGUCAUAAAAAUAAGCUAAAGGUCCAUCCACUCUACAGCUGUUGUUCAGCUUCAUGUCGUAGGGAGGUCAAUCCCUAAGUAACAGUACAGGUAAAGAAGACACUGAUAGGCCCGACUCCUAACUCAAACCCAUAGUAUCUGCCAGGGUCUAACAGUCUAUUAUUUAAAAGGUACAGCAUGGCAUUAAGUACAAAUACAUCAAGGCCUGACUGAUCAUCUCCCUUCUUCACAGAUGUGUUUAUAGAGGCAAGUGAGGUGCUGAAGUUGGAUUUUAUCAAACAGGUUACAUAAAUCUAGAAUACUGUG
Molecule: messenger RNA, 4484 nt
Organism: Micropterus dolomieu (smallmouth bass)
Lineage: Eukaryota; Metazoa; Chordata; Actinopteri; Centrarchiformes; Centrarchidae
Gene: phf1
Product: PHD finger protein 1
Exons: 15
Coding region: 139-1875 (578 amino acids)
Biological process (GO): regulation of DNA-templated transcription; chromatin organization
Cellular component (GO): nucleus
Molecular function (GO): chromatin binding; DNA binding
Source: RefSeq, a predicted model, not a curated record